GAUAUACGAAUUUUGGGACCAGCAUGCAAUAAUAAAUACAUGUACCAUUUCUUCCUCUGCAAUUAAACUCUCCCACCCUCUCUCUGUGUCUGGGAGCCUUCUCCGAUCCGAGUGUUAAGAUUGAAGAUCAGUCUACUGAGAGAGGAAAGAGAGACCCGUAAUUUUCCCACUUCUUUAAGUUUCUUUUGGAGUGAAACGAAGGGUGCAGUUCAGAAUUUUGACAAGACUUUACAAUGAAGAAUAAUGAGCGUCUGGCUAAUAUUGCCUUGGCCGGUUUGACCUUGGCCCCACUGAUUGUGAAGGUAGACCCGAAUUUAAAUGUCAUCUUGACAGCUUGCCUUGCAGUUUAUGUGGGUUGCUACCGUUCUGUCAAGCCAACUCCACCUUCAGAGACAAUGUCCAAUGAACAUGCCAUGCGAUUUCCAUUGGUUGGAAGUGCCAUGUUGUUGUCAUUAUUCUUGCUCUUUAAGUUCCUGUCAAAGGACUUGGUUAAUGCUGUAUUGACGUGCUACUUUUUCGUACUUGGGAUCGUUGCUCUCUCGGCAACAUUGUUACCAGCAAUCAGUCGUUUUUUGCCGAAACAUUGGAAUGAUAAUCUCAUAGUAUGGCGUUUUCCAUAUUUCCGGUCUUUGGAGGUUGAGUUUACAAGAUCUCAGGUCAUUGCUGCAAUUCCUGGAACUUUCUUCUGUGCAUGGUAUGCUUCACAGAAGCAUUGGCUAGCUAACAAUACACUGGGACUUGCAUUCUGCAUUCAGGGAAUCGAAAUGCUUUCGCUGGGCUCGUUUAAGACUGGUGCCAUUCUCUUGGCUGGGCUUUUCGUAUAUGACAUUUUCUGGGUCUUUUUUACUCCAGUAAUGGUUAGUGUUGCAAAAUCUUUUGAUGCUCCUAUAAAGCUUUUGUUCCCAACAAUGGAUUCUGCACGACCAUUUUCAAUGCUUGGUCUUGGAGAUAUAGUUAUUCCCGGCAUUUUUGUAGCAUUAGCACUGAGAUUUGAUGUUUCUCGGGGAAAAGAGAGCCAAUACUUCAAGAGUGCUUUUCUGGGGUACACAGCCGGCUUGGUCCUCACAAUAGUUGUCAUGAACUGGUUUCAAGCUGCACAGCCUGCGCUUCUGUAUAUCGUGCCGUGUGUUAUUGGAUUUUUGGCUGCACAUUGCAUAUGGAAUGGGGAAGUUAAACCUUUGAUGGAGUUCAAUGAAUCUAAAACCAGUACGAAUUCGGACGGAGCUGAUGCUAAAUCGAACAAGAAAGAAGAGUGAGAACCAAUAGCUUGAGAGAGGAAAAUUACCAUUUUGUUACAAACCUGUCUUUAACUUGUGCACCAUAGAUUGUUGUACCAGAUUUUGUGGCUUAGCAUCGCAUGAUUUCCUAAAGCAAUUUUAAUUAUUUUACCAAACCAA
Messenger RNA from Olea europaea var. sylvestris, 1397 nucleotides. RefSeq names its product signal peptide peptidase 1-like. The record is from RefSeq and is a predicted model, not a curated record. The coding region runs from base 234 to 1256 and encodes 340 amino acids. Lineage: Eukaryota; Viridiplantae; Streptophyta; Magnoliopsida; Lamiales; Oleaceae. Gene Ontology annotation, molecular function: aspartic endopeptidase activity, intramembrane cleaving. Gene Ontology annotation, cellular component: membrane; cytoplasmic side of endoplasmic reticulum membrane; lumenal side of endoplasmic reticulum membrane. Gene Ontology annotation, biological process: membrane protein proteolysis. The transcript is spliced from 12 exons.